AUGGUAUGCUGCGACAUGGUUCACGCCGACGCCUCCAAUUUCGACGAGGGCGUUUCCAAGGAGGAUGCCUAUGAGCAAGUUCUUCUACAGGCAGAAGGGCUUUUCUACGAUCAGCGAAACUGGGUUUGUAACCUCUCCAACGCUGCUGCGUUACUUUGGCACGCCUACCAGUCUCUACCAGCUCCAAGCAACCAUGUAAACUGGUCCGGAUUUUACGUUUUGGAUCCGUCCUCUGCAAAGCCUCAGCUUAUCCUCGGCCCAUUCCAAGGCAAGGUUGCUUGCCAAACCAUUGCUUUUGGCCGCGGCGUCUGCGGCGCGGCGGCCGAGUCGCGGACCACGCAGCUCAUCCAUGACGUGGAGCAGUUCCCAGGCCACAUCGCCUGUGACAGCGAGAGUAAGAGCGAGAUUGUAGUGCCCAUCGUUGCCGAAAAGGAUGGCGAGAAAAAGGUCGUCGCUAUUAUUGACGUGGACUGUGCCGAGCUCAACGGCUUCGAUGAGGUGGACAAAAAGAACCUAGAGCAACUGGCUGAGCUGAUUGGCAAGAGCUGCGACUGGUAG
This is a messenger RNA of Cordyceps militaris CM01, 558 nucleotides long. RefSeq names its product GAF domain nucleotide-binding protein. Lineage: Eukaryota; Fungi; Ascomycota; Sordariomycetes; Hypocreales; Cordycipitaceae. Bases 1 to 558 code for a protein of 185 amino acids. Gene Ontology annotation, cellular component: cytosol. Gene Ontology annotation, molecular function: protein binding; L-methionine (R)-S-oxide reductase activity. The transcript is spliced from 5 exons. The record is from RefSeq and is a predicted model, not a curated record.